Bipolaris maydis ATCC 48331 is the source of this 2354-nucleotide messenger RNA. Its product is annotated as ferric reductase NAD binding domain-containing protein. Lineage: Eukaryota; Fungi; Ascomycota; Dothideomycetes; Pleosporales; Pleosporaceae. The record is from RefSeq and is a predicted model, not a curated record. Gene Ontology annotation, cellular component: plasma membrane; NADPH oxidase complex. Gene Ontology annotation, molecular function: superoxide-generating NAD(P)H oxidase activity. Gene Ontology annotation, biological process: superoxide anion generation; defense response.
GCCGCUUUGUCCCUCUUUGUGCUCGUCGCCGCCAUCACUGCUGGCUUAUAGACUUUUGUUUCCCCGUCUCGCCCCUAGACUCGCCCGCCUUCAUGCCGGUUCUUCCUUAGCCGCGUCAUCCAACGCCUUUCUGCGAGCUCUCUUCUCUUCUUUUCGUGCGGGCACUUUUAUUACUUAGACGCUCUUUGAAUCUACAAAUUCUCCACUCGGCCACAUUCAGCAGGUCUGAAGCCUAUCGGCAUCCUCCGACAGGCGCUCUACGGUUACUGCACUCUCGCUCCACUUAGUAGUCAUGUCCUUCACUACCAGUCUAACGGGCCGCGAGCGGUCAAGAUGGCCGCCGCUUACCCGCAUGCUCAUGUCUGGCGAGAUGUCAGAGGAAAAGGGGCGAGAGUUGACGCGGAAAGAAAAGUUUGACGUCUGGAUGGUCAACGAGGGUUACCGAAGAUUCUUCGUCUUUACUUUUGCCAUUCUCCACGUCAUGGUCUUUGUCUUUGGUAUGAUGAACUACGGUCUAAAGGACAACAUCAUCAUAGUAAGACAAACCUUUGGUCUGACAUACCCCAUUGCUCGUUCAGCAGCUCUGGUCCUCCAUGUCGACGUCGCCUUCAUCCUGUUCCCAGUAUGCAGGAACCUAAUUUCCAUGGCUCGUCGCACGCCUCUAAACGACGUAAUCCCCUUUGACAAGAACAUCACCUUCCACAAGCUUGUCGCUUGGUCCAUUGUCUUCUUCUCCUGGGUCCACACCAUUGCUCACUGGAACAAUCUUGCCCGCUUCUCGGCCGUCAACAAUCUCGGGUUCAUGGGUUUCAUCCUCGCCAACCUUGCUACUGGUCCCGGUUGGAGUGGUUAUGUCAUGUUGAUCUGUUUGAUGGCGAUUGCGGUCACGGCAGCGGAAAAGGCUCGUCGCGCAAACUUUGAGCGUUUCUGGUACAUGCACCACCUCUUCAUCGUCUUCUUCAUCUUCUGGUCUAUCCACGGAGCCUUUUGCAUGAUUAAGCCCGACUUUGCGCCUUUCUGCGACGGUAUCGGUGUCUUCUGGGAGUACUGGAUGUACGGUGGAUUCGCGUACCUCGCUGAGCGUAUCGCGCGUGAGGUCAGGGGACGGCACAAGACGUACAUUUCAAAGGUCAUCCAGCACCCCAGCAACGUUUGCGAGGUCCAGAUCAAGAAGGAGCACACCACGACCCGUGCUGGACAGUACAUCUUCUUGUGCUGCCCUGAAAUCUCCAUCUGGCAAUAUCACCCCUUCACGCUUACUAGCGCACCCGAGGAAGACUACAUCUCCGUUCACAUCCGUAUGGUCGGUAACUUUACCAAAGCAUUCGGUCAAGCCCUGGGCUGCAGCACAGAGAAGAAGCCCGCCGGUGAAAAGGGUGAUAAGGGCGUCUCAAGCGAGGAGAUUGCUCUGCGCCAGAUUCUCCCCCGUGUCUACAUUGACGGACCUUUUGGUUCCGCUUCCGAAGAUGUGUUCAAGUUCGAAGUCGCCGUCCUCUGCGGUGCCGGUAUCGGUGUCACGCCCUUCGCAUCCAUCCUCAAGAGUAUCUGGUACCGCAUGAACUACCCCCAGGGCUCGCGCACACGCCUCCGAAAGGUCUACUUCUUCUGGAUUUGCAGAGAUUUCGGUUCGUUCGAGUGGUUCCGAUCAUUGCUGCUUGCUAUCGAGGCUCAAGAUGUUGAUGACCACAUUGAGAUUCACACUUACCUCACCGCAAAGAUCAAAGCAGACGACGCAACAAACAUCAUGAUCAACGACGCAAACGCCGAACAAGACGCCAUCACCGGUCUCCGCGCCCCUACAAACUUUGGUCGUCCAAACUGGGACAUGAUCUUCAAGUCCAUUCGCAAAAUCCAUUCCCCUGCCGAGGCCGGUGUCUUCUUCUGCGGUCCCAAGGGUCUCGGUUCCACCCUCCACGUCAAGUGCAACAUGUACUCCGAGCCCGGCUUCAGUUUCGUAUGGGGUAAAGAGAACUUCUAGUCUCGUGUACCGCGGACUCGCAUCCAAGGAAGACGAAUGAGGAUGGAAGGGAAUUGUUUGUUGGAGGAGGAAGAAAAAGAGUAAAGUGGAUUCGAGAUACCAUAACCCAUUUUUUCAUUUCCUUUUUUUUACACGCUACUUUACAAACCAUUUUGGGAAGCGAAUUUCUUGCAACCUUUAACUUAUUAUCCGUUGUACAUAUAGUAAUUCGCUCAUCUGGCUAUCACUACCAACUCCCUUUAUUCCUGUUGUCGUCCGCUUGUUUUUUUUGUUAUCUCCCAGUUUGUUUUUUUACAUCAUGUUCUCAGACUUAAUUCACUCCCAGCUGCAAGUCGGCUGCGACAAAUGUUCUUAAUGACCCAUCCUAGUAAACACA